AUGAAAAGAAUACUAUGUGCUGCUUACGAGAGGUACAAAUGCACACCAAGAGAAAUUAAGAUAAUAGAUAUUUACCUCCUUUUCACUCUUUCCUCAUUAAUUGUUUUGUCGUUCUAUGCUUAUCUUUUUUCAUUUUUCGGAGAAAAAAUUUCAGUUGCUGCGAUUUUCACAUCCAUCGGAAACAUAACUUUUUUAGUAGCCCUCAGGGAGCAGAUUACGAAUAAAAACUUAUUUAAUCUCAAAAGAGAAAAAAUCAUAUUCGAUUUCGUCCUGUGUUCCUUGGUAAUGUACAUUUGUGUAUUCAGCUACAUGCACUUAAAUUAA
This is a messenger RNA of Plasmodium gonderi, 324 nucleotides long. Its product is annotated as defender against cell death 2. NCBI's taxonomy places the organism in Eukaryota, Apicomplexa, Aconoidasida, Haemosporida, Plasmodiidae. The coding region runs from base 1 to 324 and encodes 107 amino acids. The transcript is spliced from 3 exons. The record is from RefSeq and is a predicted model, not a curated record. Gene Ontology annotation, cellular component: oligosaccharyltransferase complex; membrane. Gene Ontology annotation, biological process: protein N-linked glycosylation.